Molecule: messenger RNA, 1935 nt
Organism: Portunus trituberculatus (swimming crab)
Lineage: Eukaryota; Metazoa; Arthropoda; Malacostraca; Decapoda; Portunidae
Exons: 4
Coding region: 87-1838 (583 amino acids)
Source: RefSeq, a predicted model, not a curated record
CGUGUUGGCAUGGGAGCGUUAACACCUGUGCGCCAGGCCAAGGUGAUAAGCGUAGCAAACCUCGUCCUGGGUUGCGUCUUUCGUGUAUGAGCGUAGACAUUUUUCGCCAAAAAUAUACCCGUCCAGACGCUCCUCGCAACAGUGGCAAUACAGUGGGAAUGACUUGCCGCUGCUCACCCACCACACGCCCACCUCCAGGUCUCUCUCCACCCGCCCACUCCCUCACCACCUCACCCCCUGAAUCUCUCGUCUCCUCCGUUCCUUUACUCCUGUCUGCCUCUCCUCUUGCUAUUCACUUCCUAUUUCUCUCUCAUCUUUCCUUUUUUAUUUUCCAUAAUCAGAUUUUUUUAUUUCUCAUGUUUUCAUGUAAAUCAAAAAGAUUUUCUCUAUUCCCUCCUCGUCUUCUCUUUCCCUCCCUUCUUUCAGCUCUCCUUCCUCUGAUUUUCCUUCAGUCUCCCAUUCUCUUCUCUCCCCUCCCGUCCCUCCAUGUCUACACCCCACAAUACUACGCCUUCCGUCUCCCUCAGCUCCACAGCCACAGCCGCCCUGACAGGAUGGCAAUCCGGCGGCCGGCCACCGCCACACUGCUCAUGACGAUUCCUCUCAUCCUUUCUCCAUUUUUGCUUAUUCCUCGCAUCUUGGUACGCCCCACGACCUCUGAAUAUCAGGAUAUCCAGAAAGAAGUCACGGAUUCCUUUCUAUUCCAAAACACACUGCAGGAGACGUCACCACCUGCAGAAGGAAGAAAAGAAGCUGAAGUGACUUUGAGAGAAGAAAGAAGUGUCAGUCGGAUUCCACUCCACCGUCAUCUCUCUCCUCUCCCUCUUCAAGCGCCUCUCCACCAUUACCACGCCUUCCUCCACCUCGACAACGCAGCUCCCACAUCAUCCCAGUACUUCAUGGCGCGACCCUCGGCUUACUCUCCGGCCGCUUUCCGCUUCCCGCAGCACCGCGUCACCCACCACGCCCUCCAUCCUACUCACAGAAGACUGCAAGAGGGAAAGGGUGAUGUCCAUGAGGAGCAAGGCGUCCCUCAGGAGGUCCUACAGCUCCUGCCGAGUGCCGUCAAGGGCGUGUACUCCCAUUACUCCCACGUUCACACCGCAGCCCAGCCCACCACAACCAUCCCGCCGCCCGUUGUGUGGUUCCCUGAUCUGAACAAAGAAUGUGGUGACGGCGGCGGUGGUGGUGACGGCGGGUUCAGCACCUUCAGCUUCCUGGCCAUGGUGGUGUCAGUGGUCAACCUCAUCUCACUGCUCCACUCCACCGCCAACAACAACAAUAACAACAAUAACAACAACGAUGACAACAAUAACGUGAACAGUGCCAACAUGCAAGCCGCCAACGAAGACAACAACAACAACAACCUUGGCGUCCUGACGAUGGUGAUGUUUGGGGGACGCCGCCGCCGCGAUUUAUACUCCUCCUCCUCCUCCUCCUCCUCCUCUGAAGACGUAGCUGCCGCCGUCGGGUUGUUCUUCCUGAAAGCGUGGCUGCAGGUAUUCGGGUUCAAUUCCACCUUUACCUUACUCCACAACCCCACCACAUCGUUCCCCUCCACAUCCACACUCCUGGCUCCAGGCGGCGUGGUGGGGCGUACGAGCGGGUGUGCAUUGCUGGCGUUAUGUGAAGCUAAUGAGAGGAGCGCCGCCUUUGGUCAACUCGGGGAGGACGUGGCGGAGGUGCUGAGCGUCGCCUUCGUGGACCACCUACAGGAGGCGAUAGUGGAGGUGAAGGGGGAAAGGGAACGGGCAGGUUUGCUCCGAGCUGGCGGGCGAGGGCGCACCUGCUGGAGAAGUGCUUGCUGUGCCUUCCACUACCCGUGCGGGAAUUCCUAGCACACACACACACACACACACACACACACACACACACACACACACACUCCGAAAACAAUAUACAAAUAAGAUAAAGAAAUCACAGACAUUAAGUGUG